UUGGCUUCUUUUUCUUUUACCAACAACCAUCCAUUUCAGUCUAGAAGGCUACUUUAGUAAAUGCUAGGCUACAAUUUAUUUCAGAUAGUGUAUGUGACGUGUUAAGGUUGCAUUUUCUACCAGUGAAGAGACAAAGUAUUUGAGGUCAUGGGGAACUUGGAGAGCGUUUGGUGGAUUGUAAUUGAGUGCGCCUGCAGGAUCCUCGGUGUUUCUACGGCAACAGUGUUGUGUGCUGUGGGAGUGGAGACUCUGCAUCAAGGAGAAUUCAACAGCCUUGGCAUCUAUUUAUUAGUGUCAUCUGUUGGCAUCAUGACGUUUGAGUUGGCCUAUUUCCUGGAUACACUUCUGGUAAUGUGUCUGCCCUGUCCACCAGACUGGCAGCUGUUUGUGUUGUGGGGGAAGAUGGCUCAUGUCGGAGGUUUCCAUAAGUUCCUCUAUUACUCCAUAAUGUCAGUGGUCUGCUUCUUGCACCCUGUGUUGGUAUGGCAUGCCAUCAUCCCAGGGAUAAUGCUUCUGGUGACAGCACUUUUCAACUUUAUACUAAGCAAGAAAACAAAGCCCAAACCUCCAAAGAGGCCACAGGGGAGUCACAGCGACCAAGGCCCGACCACUGUCUGUGUGGCAGAAACUGCAGCUUCGAACAGCACAGACUCAUUCUUCCACGUGGUGACAGGAAGGAGAAGGGAGGGACCGGCUCUGGCAACCAGAGACCGCUGCCUCGGCCCGGGGGAAAGAGGAGAGAGCGUGCAGGCCAUGCUGGAGCUGGAGCAGACAGCAGCACCUAAAGGCACAGACAGGGAGAGGAGGUGGUGGAAAGAGGGGAGACUGAUAAGCUUCAGAGGCAGGGAGGAGCCUGUGGAGAGAGAGAUGGAGGAGAUGGACGGGUACUGUGAGCCAGAGCCAGACACCACCUCAGACACUGCUCCUAUGAUUACUGACUGAACAUCCCUCUGCGCUCAGACGGAGCUCCUUACUGCUAUCACACAAAGGAAAGCAUGUUUAAUGUAUUCAUACUGACUGGAUGCUACUCGCUGGUGCUACACUGUGCAGACAAUUAGCUUUAAAAAACACAUUAUAAAAUAUCUGCUCAUGCAAAAUAUGACCUUUGAGUAAUUGCAAGAGUGCAGUAAUAAUGUUCUUUGUUUUUUCAAGAUAUAAGAUUAUUAGAUUUUUUAUUAAAUGUUAAGUUGAUUUGUAUAUUUCUUACUUACUAAAAAAUAAUAUUGUAAGCAUUUUUGAAAAAUAAUUGUAUCUUCAAAUGUAAACACUGAAAGAAAAGAAACAAUUGUACAUACAAAUGUGGGUGGCUUUUAUUCAGAUUUUUGCAAGGCCAGGAUUGAUUGAAGAGCAAACGUUAAUGCUAGGCAAUCCAAUCCAGUUACUGCGGCAUGCAUUAUUCAUGAGGUAAUAAAUUAGAUCAACUGUUUCAUUCAUUCAAACGAAAUGUGUUUGAAUGUGACUGGGAGUAGCAGGAAUUAGAGCUAGUGCAGGUGCAUGUGUUAGUCACAUUCAAGACUCCUUAUUGUGUGUUUGUCAUGUGCAAGCGGUGACCAUGGAGACGGAGCUCUGGGAGGAGUGCACACGUUAUUAUGGUGAUGGGAAAACCAUCAGAUCACCCACCAGAGCGCCACCAUAAGCCUACGUUUCACCAAAACAUAACACACCAAGCGUAGUAUUAUUCAUGCAUGAAUUACAUGUCACAAUAGCAUUGAUAUUAUUAAAAGGAUGUGUGAAUCCAA
This is a messenger RNA of Trematomus bernacchii (emerald rockcod), 1739 nucleotides long. RefSeq names its product transmembrane protein 72 (gene tmem72). The record is from RefSeq and is a predicted model, not a curated record. The transcript has 5 exons. NCBI's taxonomy places the organism in Eukaryota, Metazoa, Chordata, Actinopteri, Perciformes, Nototheniidae. The coding region runs from base 148 to 942 and encodes 264 amino acids.